Messenger RNA from Eucalyptus grandis, 2363 nucleotides. Its product is annotated as vacuolar cation/proton exchanger 3. The transcript has 12 exons. The coding region runs from base 366 to 1673 and encodes 435 amino acids. The record is from RefSeq and is a predicted model, not a curated record. Gene Ontology annotation, molecular function: calcium:proton antiporter activity. Gene Ontology annotation, cellular component: plant-type vacuole membrane. NCBI's taxonomy places the organism in Eukaryota, Viridiplantae, Streptophyta, Magnoliopsida, Myrtales, Myrtaceae. Gene Ontology annotation, biological process: calcium ion transmembrane transport; intracellular calcium ion homeostasis.
GCGAGAUAGAGAGAGAGAGAGAGAGAGAGAGAGUGGAUAGCAGACGGAGGAUGCUUCCUGGAAGUUUCCUUUUUCGACUCGAACCCACUUCCUCGCCUGCAACAGUCGGAAAAAAAUCGGAAAAAUUCGUCGAAUGUUUGGGCCAAGAUUGACAUCGAUGCAGAUGUUGCGGCAUUGUCAAUCUUGCAGGCUGGAACUGCCCUUUGUAGAAACCCCAUCUCCUUCUUCUCCUCCUUCAUCUUCUUGCUCAGUUACGGGCCCCCAUUUGUGCCGUGCAGCUUGAUGCCCUGUGGAUUCGCUUCUUGAUCUCCCCAGCCCCCUCUCUCUCUCUCUCUCUCUCUCUCGUCCUUGUUCAAACGCAAAAGAUGGGACCCAUGGAGGAGAGAAUUGACCUUGAUUCUGAAGAGGAAAUCCCUUUUACUUCAUCUCCAAAUGGCAGCAAAGUUCACCCAUUAGAUUUUGAGAAAGUCCGUUUAACAUCACACAGAGGUUUUGCGAACUCAUGGAUUCACAAGCAAUCAAGGAUCAGCCCACUCAGAAGCAUCUAUAUUGUGUUGAUGACAGCAAAGAUAAAUGUAUUGCUACCUUUUGGCCCAUUGGCCAUACUGCUACAUUACCUCACCAGAAAUCAUGUUCUGGUCUUCUUCUUAAGUAUGCUAGGCAUCACACCUCUUGCAGAGCGGUUGGGCUAUGCAACUGAGCAGCUUGCAUUCUACACGGGACCUACAAUUGGAGGUCUUCUGAAUGCCACAUUUGGAAAUGCCACGGAAUUGAUUAUAUCAAUUUAUGCAUUGAAGAAUGGAAUGAUAAGGAUCGUUCAACAAUCAUUGCUCGGCUCUAUUUUAUCUAACAUGCUUUUAGUACUUGGAUGUUCCUUCUUCACUGGUGGGAUUGUACACUAUAAUAAGGUUCAAGAGUUCAAUCAGGCUACUGCCUCGGUGAACUCUGGAUUGCUCUUGAUGGCAGUAAUGGGAAUAAUGUUUCCAGCUGUUCUUCACUUCACGCACACUGAGGUUCACGCUGGAAAGUCAGAGCUUGCUCUGUCAAGGUUUAGCAGCUGCAUCAUGCUCGUUGCAUAUGCAAGCUAUAUCUUUUUCCAGCUAAAACAUCAAUCCAGUUUACCCAACCCCAAUCGCGAUGUUGAUGAGGAAGGAGUCACUGAAGAAGGUUCUGAGGAAGAAGAGAGUGCUGAAAUAACCCAGUGGGAAGCAAUUGGUUGGCUAGCUGUUUUGACCCUCUCGGUGUCUGUAUUGUCUGGCUACCUAGUAGAUGCAAUAGAGGGAGCAUCUGAUGCAUUGAACAUUCCUGUUGCAUUCAUCAGUGUCAUCCUUCUUCCAAUUGUGGGAAAUGCGGCAGAGCAUGCAAGCGCUAUAAUGUUUGCAGUGAAGGAUAAGCUUGACAUUACAAUUGGAGUGGCAAUUGGAUCAUCUACGCAAAUAUCAAUGUUUAUGAUACCCUUCUGUGUUGUUGUUGGGUGGUUGAUGGGGAAAUCAAUGGACCUGAACUUUCAACUCUUUGAGACUGCCACACUAUUCAUAGCUGUAAUAGUAGUGACAUUUAUGCUGCAGGAAGGGAAGUCAAAUUAUCUAAAAGGCUUGAUGCUUAUCCUGUGCUAUCUCAUUGUCGCAGCUAGUUUCUUUGUGCAUGUGGACCCUUCGACCGAUGAUGACUAAUUAACAAAGGAUGGCAAUGCCCACAACGUAGUUAACAGCUUCCCAUGUCCGGCCGCAUAACAGCUGCAGUGCUAUUCUCCCACCUUCCCACCUCCGAUAAUUGUGGAGGCAUUCGGGGCUGGAAAGGAACUUUGGGCUUUAAUACAGUCGAGUGAAUCCCGUAAUUGAGCGGUCACACGGGGCGAAGUGACACGGCCACUACGGUGCUAGUGCGGAAUCGAAAGUUGUAAGCUUGAUUUUUUUUUGCGAAAUCUGCAGACUUUCAACGAGAUGAUUAUUUAGAUGGUGGAAGUGAGUUGGAAGGGACUUUGGCUGCUUUUGUAUCGUAUCGUCACUGCUGACUGAGUAAGAUUGGACAGAGUUGAUGAGCCAAGCACAAUGGAAUGGCAUCCGCGUGGGAUGGCAAUUCGUCUUCUUUGGCCAAUUGAUUCGAGUCUUGUCUCUCUCUUUCAUGGUCGUUCUGGUACGCAACUCAAUAAUCAAGGGGGAAAUACAAUGCGUGACGGCAUGACUCCCGAUUGACAGAUUGUUAGAACAUGUAAAAACUGAUGUUUUGAUGCGACACCCAUGUGAAGGAGCUCAUGUUCUUUCCAUGGUUCUUCAUCAUAAUCAUGCUAACUUUUCUGAUUUUUAAGGUAACGAUCUGUAAUUAGUGAAGUAUAGAAGAAAAAUUACUUACUGAUUUAUCAA